Messenger RNA from Fomitopsis serialis, 1241 nucleotides. RefSeq lists its product as uncharacterized. The transcript has 3 exons. Lineage: Eukaryota; Fungi; Basidiomycota; Agaricomycetes; Polyporales; Fomitopsidaceae. The record is from RefSeq and is a predicted model, not a curated record. The coding region runs from base 23 to 976 and encodes 317 amino acids.
GUUGCGUGUUUGCGCUCUUCCAAUGCUGUCGUUACCACAUUUACCAGAUGCUACGCGCAACCGCAUCUCUGGCCUUUUUGCGACCUCGACUGCCCACCACAAGCGUGAGUCGUCGUGGUGUACAACCACGAUGACGAGCCUACAUUCGCUCCGAACUUAUGGUCGUCGACUCAGUGACAUCCCUGUAUCUCGUCUGCCGAACGUGACCGAAUUGGAGAUCAAGUACUUGAACACUUCCAACGGUUACGCCGGUCUCGGCGCUGCGCUCGGCGAGCUUCCUCAGCUACGAUCGUUGUCCCUGAUGAACAUUCAACGUAGCUGGGUUCGGACCAACGUGUUCUCAGAAGUCGCAUCUGCCAUGCCGCUUUUACCCAACCUCAGCGCCCUCGCUAUCAAUCAUACCUAUUGCCUCGACAGGUUUCCGCCAUCCACCGUUCCCUUGUUCUGCAAGAUCCUCCGGGGCCAUGCCAAGCUUCGUCGAGUGUACUGGAACUACGCUCUUGACUCGAGCGAUCUCGUGACAUAUAUGGAGAUGAUAGCAACGCACACAGACCUCGAGGCCUUCCACAUCUCGGUGUGGGAUGGGCUGACUGAUUCGCUCCUCUCGUUCGUCUGUCGACACCUUUCCCCGCAGCUUUCCAUCCUGUCGCUCUCGAGUGUAAGAAACGGGUGCUCCGAUGAUCGGACAAUAUUCAGUGGUUUGUGGACGUACUUCACGGACCUCAGCUUUCUGAGCGUGCAGAUCCAUGGGGGCUUGAACACGGCCGUGACGGUGCAGGACGUGAUACGCGGUGCGAGACGCGUGCAGGUAGUGGGCCUUGAAGUGGGCUAUGUCGGGCAAUUUCGCGAGGUCAUAUACCCAAAUGGCGAGCCCGUUUUGCUGCCCGCUUGGCCAGCUCGCAAGAUCAAAUUGUACGAGAUUGAGGAUUUCGGCUGCGAGAGCUGGGACUGGUUCAUGCGGCACCACCUCUUCUAACACUGACUGCAGUGUAUUCUACGGAUACAUUCUUUCACCGGGAUUGAUAUUCGCCUGUGGCCAUGAGGCACCGAAGAGAGCGGCCUAGUUGUAUUGCGAGAGAUCUGCUAUUCUCAUUUCCGUCUGCUACGUUCAUGCUGAUAUGCCUUCUAUCUUUGUAGUAUUAUGCCAUCUUGUAACCGUAGCACUCGCCGGGUAAGUAGAGAUUGAGCCCGAUGAAUCGAAGUACUCGCUGUCUUACCCUCAAUGUACGAGUUACCGGAGC